Molecule: messenger RNA, 1542 nt
Organism: Schistocerca gregaria
Lineage: Eukaryota; Metazoa; Arthropoda; Insecta; Orthoptera; Acrididae
Exons: 7
Coding region: 1-1542 (513 amino acids)
Source: RefSeq, a predicted model, not a curated record
AUGGCAGCAGUGGCACGGCUGGUGCCGGUCAACUCCGGCCUGGAACUGCCUGAGCCUGAACUGGAAGGUCGGUGGGCCACAGGCGACGAGGGCUGCGGUGGCGUCGUGGCGGCGAUCCGCGAACUCUCCGUGGCAGAGGCCAACGAACUCGCCUGUAACCUCGUCUGCCGCAUCCCGGCUGACUGCAUCGACUCCUGCUCUCUACAGGGAUGGAACGACACGGAGUGGAACGUGAAAUCGCUGACAGCUGAUCACGUACGGCGUCCCGUCCUCUCCCAGUUAGUGAACGCCGUUCAGCGCAUCACAACUGCCAUAGUCGCUAGAAGAAGAUGUGAUGACUAUGAAUACAUCCAUUUUGGUGCGGACACAUCCAACAGAACAGCACUCAGGGCCAAGGUACAGGUUCGCCUGGAAUCCUUCUCCACCUACUGGCGAGACACUGCGCAGCUGCUCUCACUUGGUGUUACAUACAUUUCUCAACUGUUCAUUCCACUCGCAUUCGAACACAUGGGUAACCACACGACUGAUCAGCAACUCCAUGAAUGGGUUAAGAACAUGAAACAUUUGAGAAACAUACUUGACACGAAAUUGAGCGGUUGGAUACAUGACGUACAAGCUGUCAGCGAGCUGAUAAUGAACUACAAGAUACCUGUAGAAGAGAAAGACCAGCCUGGGAAGUAUGUAUUCAGGGAACCACGUUUGUAUAAUGACGUACUGGACUAUCACGAACAACAGCUCUUCCUACGUGACAACUUCAGCGCGCUGUGUGAGAACCAACAACCACAGUCAUCUCAAAUGUUCGGCCUCGCCGACGCUCUGUACUCCGUCUACCGUUCCUUCAGAUUCAACACUCUACAGGCAUUACCUUACGCCAUAACGAAUACAAUAGGUGAAGAGUGGCAGCUCGAGGACAAAAGCAGCGCCACUCUCAACGUGAACACUGACUGCAUGCAGCUGUUGGCGAACGCGCUGGACCACCCCACGUGUCCACUGGAGGACCUGCCACCAGAAACCAUCAAGCAGCGCCAGCAGUGUCGCGUGCAGCUGUGGGACGACAUGGCGCAGAGAUGGCCCCACAUACCUGUCAUCAGCUACCUGGCCUACACGCAGAGGGCGAACGUCAACCUAUGUCUACUCGCCUGGAUGACAGUCAACUCGUUCAGCAUUUGUCAGGACGUCCCCUUUAGUAUCACACAGUCAGUACGUGAUGCUCGCUGCUAUUUUGAUACUCCUGACAACGAAUCGUGUCUGGAAUCGAAGGUUACAGAUGCGAUCUGCUCCGUUUCCAGAGCUAUUCUAUUGCAGAAGUGUCACGAUUUUUAUUCCUCUGAGCGUGUCGAGGAUUGCAGUGUAGGCCUAGUACUUGAAACAAAAGAUCGAUAUGGAUCACUGAAAUAUACAUCUUACGAAGAAGGAAGGCCAACGAGAACAACACUGAACUACAAAGACAGUUUGAACAGAGCCACCUUGAAAUACAAGAAUUUUAAAAUCGAUUUUUUAAAACCUUUAGAAAUCACGUUCAUAGCAAUUUUAAUGCACUGA